Messenger RNA from Sorghum bicolor (sorghum), 636 nucleotides. RefSeq names its product E3 ubiquitin-protein ligase EL5. The transcript has a single exon. The record is from RefSeq and is a predicted model, not a curated record. Gene Ontology annotation, biological process: protein ubiquitination. Lineage: Eukaryota; Viridiplantae; Streptophyta; Magnoliopsida; Poales; Poaceae. The coding region runs from base 1 to 636 and encodes 211 amino acids.
AUGGUCUCGUACUUGUUGUCAACUCAUAAUUUCAUGGCCACCAACACAAACAAUGGCGGUGGAAGCCACAACCACCUGUCGUCGUCGUCGUCGACAUCGCUGGACGGCAGUCCGUACCGGCACAUGUACUUCUCGAGGCGGCAGAAUUCCGGCCAGGCCAACGACAUGGACACCAAUAAGUUAGUGCCGCCCAUAGUGUUCGCCGUCUUCGCCGUCAUCAUCUGGGCUGUUUGCAGCAGAGUCCUCCGGACUGACACGGUGGAGCAGGAGGCAGCCACCGGAGGCGGGGACGAUGACACUGCUGCGCGUCAGCUGCAGAGCAACGAAGCCGGCGACGACGACGGCUGGGUCGACAGGGCACCGUCAUCAACGACGGUGGCUGGCGCGGCCGCUGUGGAGAUGGUGCGGCCGUCCGACGAGCCACCGCUGGUGUGCACGUACCGGAAGGCUGACGGGUGGCGGGAGGGCUCUUGCGGCGUGUGCCUGGCGGACCUCGACGACGGCGAGGCCGUCAGGGUGCUGCCGGCGUGCAUGCACUACUUUCACGCCGCCUGCGUCGGCAAGUGGCUGCGCGUGCACGCCACCUGCCCGCUCUGCCGCGCACCGCUCGUCUCUCCCGCCGACGCCACCACCUAA